Molecule: messenger RNA, 771 nt
Organism: Onthophagus taurus
Lineage: Eukaryota; Metazoa; Arthropoda; Insecta; Coleoptera; Scarabaeidae
Source: RefSeq, a predicted model, not a curated record
UGCUAGUGCUGUUUACAUGAUGCCAGUAAUUUUAACCCAGCCAAGCCAGUACCAUUGCAGACGGUUGACGGUAUUGACGGUACAAAACGUCCGUGAAGUAAAAUGAACUGCAUUCGUAAGAAAAACACAAUACGACUGAAACAGUUACUUCGGAAACUAUGUCAAUUUGCAUUAGACGAAUUACUAGAAGAUGUAUUAGAAAAACGUGUAUGGACAAGACCAUGGCUUUUAAGAAGGAAUGAACGUGGAUCAUCUGCUUUACUUUUAAAAGAACUUUGCAAUAACGAUAUAGGCGAGUACAAGAGUAUUUUGCGAAUGACGCCCGAUAUGUUUGAUAUUCUGUUGAGUCUUGUGACGCCAAAAAUACAAGGAAUGGAUACAAUAAUGAGACAGGCGUUACCUGCAAGAAUAAAAUUGGAGAUCACUUUAGAUUUUCUUUCGUCCGGUAUUAGUUACAGGAGGCUUAGUCACUUUUAUCGGGUUUCAAGAUGUGCUAUAGGCAAAUUUAUACCAGAAGUAUGUGUCGAAAUCUACAAGGUAUUGGAAGAAAACAUUAAGAUCCCUACUAAUUUCGAAGAAUGGGCGGAAAUAGAAAAUGGAUUUAGAAACAGAUGGAAUUUCCUAUUUUGCUACGGUGCCAUUGAUGGAAAGCAUAUUCAAAUUUUAGCUCCUGGUAAUAGUGGAACUAUAUAUUUCAAUUAUAAAAAUGUAUUCAGUAUAGUUCUUAUGGCAAUAGUUGAUUACGACUAUUGUUUUCGAUAUACAGGGUGA